This is a messenger RNA of Elaeis guineensis (African oil palm), 3294 nucleotides long. RefSeq names its product exocyst complex component EXO84B. The record is from RefSeq and is a predicted model, not a curated record. Lineage: Eukaryota; Viridiplantae; Streptophyta; Magnoliopsida; Arecales; Arecaceae. Gene Ontology annotation, biological process: intracellular protein localization; Golgi to plasma membrane transport; exocytosis. Gene Ontology annotation, cellular component: exocyst.
AAAAAAAAUAGAAACUUGGAAUCCGACCGCACUCGUUCUGAAAUCAAUGCUAUAACCGUCCUCAUAGCGAACUGGGUAUCAUUUUCCCCUUGGAAGUAUAAUACGAUGACCUCGGAAAACCAAUAAAGAUUUUUUUUUUUUGAAAAAGAAAACAAUCUUUUGAUGAUCUUUUUAUAAAAAAAAGAAAGGAAAAGAAUUGAUUCUUUUCCAAUAUAUGCUGUUAUUUUGAACAACCUGAGCCCCGUUUCCUACCUCGUUUAGCCGUUUCCCCAGCUGUUUGGGUGGCAAAUCCACUUCCAUCUUCCCCUCCCUCCCACUUCGCCAGCAGCUACGCUGAGAAAGCGAGAUUUGCCAAGUUCGCUGUUCCGAAUUUUCCAUUCAAUUCUUCGUUUUUUUGGUUCUUGAAAAAAAGGGGAGGGAUGAUAAACUGAUAUCCCCCUACCCCUGUGACGGCUUCGCGUCCAACCCGGCACCCAGCCGAACGCCACCGAGAUCCGGUCACGUGCGAUCCCGUCACCGCCUCCGGCGAUGCCUCCUACCCCGGAUCGAUCCUCUCGCGGGAGCUCCAAAUAGUGGGAUUGAUACCAUCGCCCUCGCUUCUCUUCUUUUCUCUUCGAGGUCGAAUCCGGGAGGCUGCUGUCGGAGAGGAGAAUCUCCUGGGAUUGGAGUUUUGUAGACUAGGUUUUGCUUGUUGUUUGGAUCGAGCGUUGGAUGGCUUCGGCGAAGUCGUCUCGAUCUAGGGCGUCGGUGCCCUCCGGGCCGGCCGCCGCUGCCGGGCUCUACCAGGCGGCGAAUGUGGCCGCCGGACAAGAGAGCGGCGUGCAGCUUGCGGAUAAGCUGAAGAUCUUCAAGACCGAUAAUUUCGAUCCUGAUGCUUACGUGCAGUCCAAAUGCCAGACAAUGAACGAGAAGGAGAUAAGGCAUCUGUGCUCUUAUCUGCAAGAUUUAAAGAAGGCUUCUGCAGAAGAAAUGCGUAAAAGUGUUUAUGCUAACUAUGCGGCAUUCAUUAGAACGUCCAAGGAAAUAUCAGAUCUAGAACGUGAGCUCCUGUCCAUCAGAAAUCUUCUGUCCGCUCAGGCAGCUUUAAUUCAUGGGUUAGCUGAAGGAGUUCACAUUGAUUCCUUGUCUCCUGGCUCUGAAUCUUCUGCAGAGGAUGAUGUGUCAAAUGUUGAAGACCGAGAGCCUACAGAGAUAGAGAAAUGGUCAGCAGAGUUUCCUGAUAUGCUUGAUGUUUUGCUUGCUGAGAGGAGAGUGGAUGAAGCUUUGGAUGCGCUGGAUGAAUCUGAAUGUAUAGCUGCAGAAGCAAAACAAAAUCAAAGUCUAAGUGCUGCUCAGCUCUUGUCACUGCAGACUGCUAUUUCAGAUCAUCGGCAAAAAUUAGCUGAUCAGCUUGCUGAAGCUGCCUGCCAAUCAUCUACUCGUGGUUUUGAACUUCGUGCAGCUGCUUCGGCUCUCAAAAGGCUUGGUGAUGGUCCCCGUGCUCAUACUUUACUGCUAAAUGCUCAUAAUCAAAGGCUUCAAUAUAACAUGCAAAUUAUUCAUCCAAUCAGCACUUCAUAUGGAGGAGCAUAUACUGUUGCUCUAUCACAGCAAGUUUUCUCCGCCAUUGCUCAAGCUGUGAAUGAUUCUUUAGAAGUCUUUGGCAAUGAGUCAGCAUAUGCGUCAGAACUGGUAAGAUGGUCUAGAAAGCAAGCAGAGGCUUUUGCACAUCUUGUUAAAAGGCAUGCAUUGGCCUCAUCUGCAGCUGCUGGAGGCUUAAGAGCUGCUGCAGAAUGUGUUCAGAUAGCUAUUGGCCAUUGUUCCUUGUUGGAGGCCCAUGGGCUAUCCCUUUCUUCUGUUCUUCUAAAGCACUUCAGACCCAGUGUUGAGCAAGCACUAGAUGCUAAUUUAAAGCGAAUCGAAGAAAGUACGGCUGCAUUAGCAGCUGCAGAUGACUGGGUACUUAUGUUUCCUCCAUCUGGUGCACGAAUAUCUGGUAGAACAUCUGCUACAACUGUGGGCGUCCAGCCUAAACUCUCAAGCAGUGCACAUCAUUUCAAUUCGAUGGUUCAGGACUUCUUUGAGGAUGUUGGCCCCCUCCUAGCUAUGCAGUUGGGCGGUUCCACCAUGGAUGGCCUUUUAAAAGUCUUCAAUUCUUAUAUUAAUUUGCUCAUAAAUGCAUUACCAGGUUCCAUGGAAGAUGAGGCAAAUCUGGAGGGUUCUGGGAAUAAAAUUGUUAGAAUUGCAGAGACUGAAGCUCAACAACUAGCUCUAUUAGCAAAUGCAUCUUUAUUAGCAGAAGAGUUGCUACCUCGAGCAGCCAUGAAGCUUUCCUCUAUGUACCUGGCUGGUGGGAUUGAUGAUUCUCGUAGAAAAACUCCAGAUAGACAUAACCGUAUUCCAGAACAAAGAGAAUGGAAAAGAAAGCUUCACCGUUCUGUUGAUAGAUUGAGAGAUAGUUUCUGUAGGCAGCAUGCUCUUGAUCUCAUCUUCACAGAAGAUGGUGACACGCAUCUGAGUGCUGAAAUGUACAUAAGCAUGGAUGGGAAUGUUGAGGAGCCAGAGUGGGCUCCCUCUCCUAUAUUUCAGGAACUAUAUGCAAAACUGAAUCAGAUGGCAAGCGUAGCUGCAGAUAUGUUUGUUGGCAGGGAAAGAUUUGCUACCUUGCUAAUGAUGAGACUUACUGAGACGGUCAUAUUGUGGCUCUCAGAAGAUCAGAGCUUCUGGGAGGAUAUUGAAGAGGGACCAAGACCUUUGGGUCCACUUGGUCUUCAGCAGUUUUAUUUGGAUAUGCAGUUUGUAAUUCUUUUUGGACAAGGCCGGUUCUUAUCCCGGCAUGUGCAUCAAGUUAUUAUCGACAUAAUUGAAAGAGCUAUGGCUGCAUUCUCUGCAACUGGAAUGAAUCCAGACAGUGUGCUACCUAGUGAUGAUUGGUUCAUUGACAUUGCUCAAGAAACUAUAAGUAGGAUAAGUGGCAAAGCUAGAUUGGCCAAUGGAGAUCGAGAACUCAGCAGCCCAACCGCCUCUGUGUCAGCACAGUCUAUGUCGUCAGUUAGAUCUCAUGGGAGUAAUUAGUGCGGAGGUAUUCUUGUAAACAGGUCCUUGUAUAAUAAGCGAUGAUUUAUUUGUUUGUUUUUCUCUUUCGUGUUACAUUUUGCACUAGAGUAGGUUAUGAUCAGUCUUCUUUGGGAAAUCUUUCAAUCAUUAUUCUUGGAGUUUGAGUCUGUAAAUGUUGCUUGCCAACAUACAGCCCAAACUCCACAUUGUACCAUUCUUUCUCCACUUUGACCGUAGGAAUCAAUUUUUCAUUUGGCA